AUGGCGUUCGACGCGAGAAAGUCGUGGAUCAAAAAAAAAGUCAUGGGAGCCCUAAAUAUACAGGAUCCCAGCCCCUGGAAUAGCCUUAUGGCCAGAGAUGGCCAAAAGGCUGACAAGCAACUGGAGCAAUUCUUAGAAGCGGGGAACACAGGGACGGCACUGUUUUUCGCCUACAGCAAGUCAGAAGACUCUCAAGCAGAGCUCCUCGAGAUGCAAGCUAGCCCGAUCAAUCCAUCAAAGAGUCCAAGCGUCCACGUAUACGCGCUCCGGCUCUGCUCUGGGGUCAUCGAUUUGACUGGAAAAGGAGUGGAGGAGAUGAAUCGUUGCAUGCUCGUCGGCCUUGUUGGUCCCUGCAUUCUAGAGGACCUGACUCAAAUUUUAGAGUGCUUCUUGGUGCCACUUCUAUCUUACCGGCCGCAACCCAUCAGCAGCGAUGAAGUUGAACAGGCCGCAGCCGCAACUGCUAUUCCUGGAAAGCCAGCGUCCCCUGACUAUUUGAAGCUCAAAGGGAAACUUGGUUCUUCGUCGUCGACCGAUUCACACGCACCAGAGACUGAAUCGCUGGUUGACAGCGACGACGGUGAUUCCGAAGGAUCUGCAGGAUCGUCAUCGCCCAGCAGACGCGCGUCAACGUCGGCAGCAGAAGCAGAAACCAGUGCAGCGAUUGUGGGCCCAGAAGGCUCUCCAGAAGAUUACACGGCGGUCGAAGAGGUCGAAAACGGGAAUGUCACGGAAGAAAGCACUUCUGCUUUGGACCCAGAGUGCAAAAGUGAAGCGCUCAGCGCAACUCAGGAGCUACUGACGCACCUGAAGGCGGCGUCAAGUAAAAUGGCAGUACCACUUCCAAUGCCCAUUGUAGAGACAUCCUCUCUAUCUGGCCAUGAGAGUGCAGCUAACGUUGCCAAUUUAGAAGCUACAAUAGCAUUGUGGCGGAAGCUCAUACUGGAGCUCUUGGAGGCUGAGAGCCACCGUGAGCCCGACAGUUUUUUGCCGUUAUCAGAGGUCAAUUUUUGGAGGGACAGACACACCUCAGUUUCCCUGCUCUACGAGCAACUCCUCGCGCCGCAGUGUCAACAGGCAAUACAACUGUAUGAAGAAGCCCAGCCCGAUUCUGCAGUUCUGGCAACAUUCAGAAAAUCUCUGAAUGAGCUGCAACAACUGCAUCAAGAAUCCAUGAGCAAUGUUCGUUUCCUAUCAACUCUCGAGAGGUACUUCACGACGCUGGAAACGAGCCCGCUGGGGCCCAUGGCUGACACGAUUGCCUCGCUAAUGAACGCUUUGCGAAUGGUCUGGAUAACAUCUAGACACUUCACCACCGACGAACGCAUGCAAAACCUGCUGGAAAGGAUUGCUCACCAGUUGGAGAUGCGCAUCCGUCAAGACGUCUGCGUAGAACAACUCCUACGGAAAGAUGUCGAAGAGGCCAGCACUAUUUUGCAACAAUCGCGUGCUUUGCUUGAAACAUGGAAGGCGGAGUACUUCAGGAUGAGGUCACGCCUUGAAGAGUCGGAAUGCAACAGAAGGGUAUUUUGUGAAAAGGACUCAGAGGAGGUCUCGCUAACUGUGAAUCAAUUCUGGAGAAGAACAGAAGAGCUUGAAGACGAGUGCAUAACGUUUCUGGAUACGAAAUUCACGAGGCUCCGUUCUGCUCUUAGUGCUUUCGAAAUGCUCAAGGAUUUCACGACAACUGCUAGCAGACCAAGGAUCAACGUGAAGCUCGGGGAAAAGUUUGUAGACAUUCUGAAGCACUUCAAUACUGAGGUCGAUCGUAUGCGUGGACUAUUCGAAGAAGGGAAGGAUAACCCCUGCUUACCGAGCCACAUGCCGCCUGUCUCCGGGGCAAUUUUGUGGUCAAGUGGACUUUUACAAGCUCUCAAAGCGAGCGUUCUUGCCUUCAAGCAGAUGCCAGAAGUCUUUGACUUUGAUCAGGCAGAGGAUGUCUUCGGCAACUACCUUUCCUUUGCGAAGUCAAUUACAGCUUACCAGAAUUCCCUAGUCCAGAGGAUGUCUUCGGCAACUACCUUUCCUUUGCGAAAUGUUUGGGUUGUUAUGCAAGAAGCCCGCCACCUAGACCAACUUGGUUUGCGUGAAGCCCCUGCAGCUGUCGUGAAUGUCGCUUUGCACAAGGUGAGCAUCCGAGCUGUGCUUUUGAGGGCAGUUCAUCCUGGUCUUACUACCUUAAAUUGGACAAGCUUGGGGCUGGAGGAUUUCGUCAGCUCGUGCCUGAAGUCUUUGACCAUCUUCAAAGCUACGUGCGAGCAAGUUUUCAAGAACGUGGAAAUCAUUGAACAAAUUGUUAAGGAGAUCGAAAACGCACAGUUGGUUAGAGACCUUAAUUGGGAUUCUUUUGAACCCUUUGCGAUACAGGACUUCUACGAAUACAUAGAGGAACACAGAGCUCGCGUAGUUGAAGGACUUCAAGGCAGAUAUGAGUCAAUAACCUCCUACCUGAAAAAGAUUGAAGAGCUGCUCGAGGGCAGGAUGACUGGGUCCAGCGAAGCGAUGGCUUCUUACUACCAUUACUGGGAGCGUCGAAUUUUUAAUGCUAUAGCGACAAUGCUUAUUAGAGCCACAAGUCGCUUUCGAGCUUUCUUCACCUUGUCGUCCUCAGCAUGUCGUUGGCCGCCAGUCCUUCGGGUUUCGACUGAGUUAAAUGAUAAAGACGUUGUUAUCCACGGAAGCACUCAUUCCAUUUUCAAAACCAUAUCCAGACUCAUGCAGAAUAUUAUUGCCUCGGCAAUGAGCUUCUCGCGUUGGAUGCAUGGAACCUGCAAGUGCGUUCCCAUCCAGCAGCUUCCGGGGGGUGACGAGACAGCAGCGGUCCAGUUUACUUUCUACAAUGAGGUUGCCCGAAUACCGGCACUCAUCAGUAGCACCGUUGCAACGCAUCAAGCCAUCCAAAGGGCAUUCCAGCAUAUAACGAAGUAUGUAAAGAACUGGAGCAAGUACGAAGUUGAGUGGGCACUGUGGAACCCAGAUCGCAAGUCUCAACUGGAACAGCUCAUUGUCAAAAGACCCAACUUGGUGUAUUUUGACGUGUAUGUCCGGGCCUAUGAGAAGCUUGCUGCGGAGCUAGGCACGAUUCCUAAAGUAAAUACUGUUGGCUUUAUUCAACUCGACUCUUCGACUGUCAUUGAGGGAAUACGGAAGCAGGCCCUCGUGUUAAGCAGAGCAUAUGCAGAGACCCUUCAUGAAAUCGCGAAGCGGGAAAGGGUGGACUUGAAAAAGUUGAUAGACGAAAGACGGCAAAAGCUUGAAGUGGAGACAGAUACUUUGGAGAGAUUUAAGGUGCUCAUGGAAUCAGUGACAACCAUAAACGACAGCGCCAUGGAUGCAGAGAUACGACUGACAGAGAUGCGUGAAAUGUACAGUACUCUCCAAAGUUACGACUACCACAUAAACCAAGCUGAGAUGACGGAUUUAGCAGCUCUACCCAGCGAAUGGAAGGAGCUGAGAAACCUGGCGCAUCGUAAAACGCGGCAGCUAGCAUCUCAGCUCUACCCAGCGAAUGGAAGGAGCUGA
Molecule: messenger RNA, 3522 nt
Organism: Eimeria mitis
Lineage: Eukaryota; Apicomplexa; Conoidasida; Eucoccidiorida; Eimeriidae
Source: RefSeq, a predicted model, not a curated record